Molecule: messenger RNA, 702 nt
Organism: Sesamum indicum (sesame)
Lineage: Eukaryota; Viridiplantae; Streptophyta; Magnoliopsida; Lamiales; Pedaliaceae
Product: mitochondrial import receptor subunit TOM9-2
Biological process (GO): intracellular protein transport
Cellular component (GO): mitochondrial outer membrane
Source: RefSeq, a predicted model, not a curated record
AUGGUAGAAUAUUCCAUCAAUUUAUUUCCUCUUUUAUCUUCUCUUCCUUUUGAGGCUUCCAAAAACUCAAAAACAUUAUCAUCAAAAUUAAAACCCUAAAAGCUGCCGUCUUCUCGUGCCGUAGAAUUUCACCAGAAUGUCUACUAGAGGAGGCGGAGCGUCGUCGGACGACGGAAUCCUGUCCCGUGUUUCCACCUCCGUUUCCCAGUCACCCAUCGUGUACCGCGGCAAGAAAGCGGCUUUUGAUACCGCCUACGUCGCAAAGAAGCUCCUGAAGAGCACCGGAAAAGCCGCGUGGAUUGCCGGCACCACCUUCCUCGUGCUCGUCGUGCCUCUGAUUAUAGAGAUGGACCGCGAGCAGCAGCUCAACGAGCUUGAGUUGCAGCAGGCUAGCUUGCUCGGCGCGUCCAAGUAAUUCGACGCCCUAAAUAAUUUGGUUCCGGAUUUUCAGGUCAGAUGGAUUUGAUUACAGGAACCGAUUGUCUUCUUUCUUUUUUCGGCAAACUCUGAGUAUGGAUUUCAGUAUUUAGGGAUUCUUAAACCUCUGUACCGUGGUUGUAAUACGGAAGUCAUAGUUAUCUUCUAUAGAAUUUGAUUGCUAUGGUUUUUAAGUUUAAUGUUUUUAAAUUUGGAUUUGAAAUCCAUGCCGUGAGCUUGUUCUUUUUUUUCUAAGUCGUUUUGAUAUAUCGGGAUUAGAAUUAA